GGCCACAGUGCCAAGGGAACUACCUCAGCACUCACUCGCCGCCUAGGGCACUGUGACUCUCACACUCACGCGCGAGCAUACACUUGCAUGCUGCCCGCAGGCCUAUGCGCUCUGAAAACCUAAGCAGCUCAGAGUUUGUGUAAAGAAGUUUGUUGGUUGGUUUGCCCGCCGCGCCGUGGGAGAGAAGGCUCGCUGCGUGCACGUAAAGACCGAUUCCAAGUUUAUCCUUCAGGUCCGCGGUCUACCAACUGAUCAGCCACCUUCACGACGUGGUGCUGAGGAGGGAUGAGGCUGGCAACCCCAUAGAGACGAAGCUGCACCAGAUCUCGUCCGAUCUCCACACCGUCAUUACCAACUACCUCCAGGACACAGUUGAGAGCAUGGUUAGGUCUGCACAAGACAAGUGUCCCAACGUCUUGAGCGAGGAGAAGGUGGUGGAUGACGUAAGGGCUGCCUGCCUGGCUAAGUCGCAGCUAUCAUCCCAGUUGGUAGAGACUGCCAUAGUGGAGCAGGCUGGUUCAGUCAUCCUCAACAAGGUGAAUGAAGUCAACCUGGCCAUUGCAUCAACUGUGUCUGAUAGGGUGAUUGAUGAAGUAGUCGACUCCCUGUCCAAAACGUGCAAGAACUUGCAAUCUGGUGAAGGGCCGAGGAAGAGGGCUUCGACGGGAACGGAAAUGGGAAGUCGUGAGCGAGGAAGCAGUGAGUCUUCGACACGCAGUGAACGCUCCGACACCGUCAGCCAAGGGGACGACACCACCAGCCAAAAGUCUGACCCGUCACCACUGAAAUUGGAAUAUUUGAAUCUCGCUACCCCGCAGCUUGCAUCAAAACGCAAGAGUCUCCAUGGAAGAAAGUUGAGGCCACAGAGUGUUGUAGAUUAUGCUGAUGUUCAGGCGGCCUUGAAACACCGAACUUCAGUCAGUCGAUCUAGUGCGGAAAAUUUUUUGAGUGACGGAAAUAUUACUGAUAGCAUAGACAUUUUAUGCAGGUCGUCAGAGAGUCUAGACAUGGACACGGUCAUACACUGGGGCAGAGAUGACAAUCUAAGAUACAAGGGGGAGCUGCUGAUGUCUCGUCCUCUGUCUUCCCCGUUAGAGAUCAGUCAAAGAUCACAAGAUUUAUCACACAGAGCACACAUGUCUAUGGGCAUUAUAAGUGGUUUGACUGAGGUAGACAGCAGUCAGUCCACGCGUGCUGUCAAGUCUGUUACGUUGCCCAACUAUAGCAAGGAGAAGGCUGAGUCAUUAGACAGUGUGUCGGAGUUACCAAGCAGCUGUGGACAACUGCAGCACUUGGGCAAGGCCAGACCUCGAAGAGUGAAGACCAGAGCCCCAACCAGACCCAUGGGCAGAGCCGAUCUAGUCGAGGAAGACCAUGACAUUUCCGAGGGCGUCGACACUUUCUUCAGGCCCGGGUCAUCCACUCCCACGACACCCCUCAUCUCCCCUGACUCGGAGAACAGCCCACGGCUACUCAAAUAUGGCUCCACCUCCUCCGUUGAGAGCUCCCCCCACACGGGCGGAGCGAGAACCGGCAGUGAGAGAGGCAGCAUUGAGUCACUCACGCGGUCCGACUCGCUGGCGCGGUCGGAGUCAGAUGUGACGAGGGAGAGCCCACGGCCGCGCACCAAGUCUCGAGAUACGGAGGAGGAAGAUGAGAUGGAAGAUGAGGACCAAAGCAUAGAUGAGAAGAGCCGCAGUGUAACCAGCCUGAUUGGAAGACGAGCCAAUGAACCGAUGCUGAAGAGAUCACCAGAUAUGAGUGCAAGAAAAGCCUCAACAUCAUCAAACAUCAGUUCUAUGGAUGACAAAAGCCGCAGUGAGGAAGAUGGGAAGGAAGAUUCUCCCCCAAGGAAAGUGGCUGGCUUGCCCAAGUUUGGAAUGGGCAUUGGAGGAAACAUCUUGGCGGAGAUGAAGAUGAUGCAGGAGAAAAGAACUUCUGUCUUACCUAAGGAUGAAGACAAGGAUCGUGAUGAGAGAAAGGAAAACCCUUCAAGCAGCUUGCUCGCAGGUGUGAGGCUGCGGUCCACAGGCCUCGCAGACAGCCUAAAGUCUCCUACCAAUGGCUUCCCAAGAGGAUCCAGUGGCAGCAAAUCUCCAAACUGUAAUAGGGAUUCGGUUAUUGAAAACGCAGGACCCAGCCCGAACACCAAGCCUGUGAUCGCCGCCCUCAAACCUAAGCCCCCUCCCCCUCUUGCACCUAAACCGCGACCCAAGUCUGUCAUUGGAGGAGACCAGAGAGCAGGUGAAUAUGAGUCCAGUGAUGCCACAGAAGAUGAGCAAACCAGCGCCCCCGUGAGGUCAGUGAGGGAGAUGGCGGCAUCCCUCGCCCGCAGUUCCGUCGGGGAGGAAGCUGGAGGCAAGAAAAAGUCCUCCUCUCUCCCCCGGAACACACCCCAAGCUGCCAACAGUGCAGGCCCAAAAUCCAAAGGGAAAGCAGAAGCCCAGAAAACCGCGGGCAUUAUUAAUGGCAUCUUAAAGGUUGAAAAGAAAAAGCGGGCACAGGCCAAAGGAGCUGGAGGAGACGUGGGUGGACGGUGAGCAGAGCACAGGAUCAAGCGCAGCCCCUCCCCUGCAUCGGCAGACGUCACACAAGCAUGUCCUCACCACUGAUCUAGCACUUGAAGAUGUUGUUAAUGUUUGAUUGUCAGAAUUGUUAUUUUGAUGAAGGAUUUUUUUUCCAUGUAACAUUGUUUCAUGAUAUUUUUCCCAUUCCAUCAUAGAUGGAACUACAUUUGUUGCUGAGGCAUAAUAAUGGUAAUGUUCAUUAUGACAAGUGAUGAAGAAAUUUAAUGUUAUGUCAUUGUGUGACUGGCCAUACAGUUUCCUUUUCCAGUGAAGUAAGUGUAACUUGCUGUAUUUUCCUUUCGUGGAUAAACAGCUUUCUUCAUGAUUGUAAUUCAUAAGGCUAUGAAGGGAAUUUUAUUUAUUGAGUUUUACUUUGGUUUAUAUAGUUAUUUGUAGUCUGCUUGGAUAGCAAGACUGCAGAAUCUACACAGCCACAGAGACAUCUGAUGCCAUGAUGCGAUGUUGGUAGGAUUGUUAUGGUGGGACAGCAGACAUGUGAGAAAAUCAAAUGCAUUAACAUCACGCUUGCUCUUCUGCAAAGAUCAUGAUAGAGGCAUUAUGAUUGGACUUUUUGGAGAUUAAUAUACAGCUCAAACUGUUCGUACAUUUGCAUUUAAAGCCACAUUUUCUCAAGUCUUCUAACAGGCUUUCACUAUUAAGGAUAAUCCUUAUAUGUCUGUAUAAAUGUCAAUAUAGAUAAUGUAUAGUCAAAGAUAUAGGUCACUGCCAGCAUUGGUUAUUCAGAAGGUCAUUCUUGAUGUACAUAAUAGCAGCACAAAAUUUCUUGUAGAUGAGGAAUUGCAUUUAUAAAUCAUUAUUUGUAUGUAGGUUUCCCAUCUUCCAAAGCACGGGACACGUUUCAUUCACAAUUUGUUGGUCAGUAUGUAGAUUAUAGCUACUUCAAUUUUUUAAACCUUUGUGAUUUUUGCUAGAAUUGUGAGGCAAUUUUCAGAUAUACAUUGGAUGAAAAUAGUUAUAUAAGAAUAAAAGAAAAAAUAGAGAAGGGAGGUAUUACAAACUCAUGCAUUUUCUCUUUCUGAAAAUUCUCAAGAAAUUCAUAUUGGAAAUUUUGACCUUUAAGUAGAGGAAUUUAAAGUCCUUAUAAAGAAUUUCUUGAGUCUUGACCUAAAGUUCUCUAAAGUGAGCGUCUGGACUGCAAUUAAUCUUUUAUUAAUGAGCUUUUAACCAUGUUAAGUUUUUAAUUUUAUGACAUUUGUUUUCCUUACAAAUGCAAGUACUUGUUUGUGUAUUAUGACCAAAUUGCAUGUAAUAUAGUAUUUUAUCAUUGUUUAUUUUUUUCUGUGAAUGGAUUUGAAAACUACUUUGGGAAAUUUUCCAAAUGAAGAAUUGCUAGGACAAAAAUGGACUUGUCAGUAGCUUUGUUGAAAUAUGCAUUUUUGUGCAUUGCAUUUUAUGUUUACAAGCAGUUUGUGAUGGUUAUUAUGAAUAAAGCAUCCUUCUCUAAAUGACAUGUUAAUAGUUAGGUCAGUAAUACAAUUUGAUUCAUAGUCAGGAUAGAUUAUUAGGUAUUGAUAUUUAAAUGUAAUUAAGUGUUUCCUUUUUUUUUCUUUUUUUACAAAGAGAAAGUAUUAAGUGCAAUCUGUUUUAUGUCUGCAGUUUAUAAAGGAUUUACUAUCAGUAUGUGGCUUGCUGGUCACAUUGUUUGUAAUGCUUUGCCUCAAUCUACUGAACGUUGAAAGUGGACAGUGUACUGUGUGGAGCCUGUUCUUACAGGCGUGAUAUAAAUAUUGUUACUAAAGUAAGAGUUGUAUGCUUGCUCUGUCAGAAAUGCAUUACAGCUUAUGUACAGCUUGUUUUGUUAAGAAAAAAAAAGAAAAAAAAAGGGUCUGUCAGAAGAGCUUUGUGCCAAGAAAGGUUGCAAGAGAAAUUUAUACUCCUCAUUAAAGAGCUGCGGAUGUCUUUUUAUGUCUUGACGUGUUAUGAUUGUGAUUUUCUGCGCUGAUUUUGAGGGUUCCUGAUAAGUGGAUGAUGAUAAUGAUGAUGUGGUGUAUCUGUGAUGAAUUUUGCUUGUGGUGUGACUUUAUUUGGUAAUUUGAUUUUGACAGGCAGUUUUUGUUUGUUUGGGGGGCAAGAAAAAAAAUUAAAAA
This is a messenger RNA of Penaeus indicus, 4675 nucleotides long. Its product is annotated as F-actin-uncapping protein LRRC16A-like. Bases 381 to 2540 code for a protein of 719 amino acids. The transcript has 18 exons. Lineage: Eukaryota; Metazoa; Arthropoda; Malacostraca; Decapoda; Penaeidae. The record is from RefSeq and is a predicted model, not a curated record.